GUGUGUGUGAGAGAGAGAGUCAAAGGGCGACGGUUUCUGAAAAAAAAGAAUUUGUUAUAUAUAUAUAAGUCACGCGGAAUGCAGGGGAAGAAGAUCUACAAGUUUCUGAAAUUAAUGGGAGAGUUAUGUGUUUGAAUGAUCGAGAUGAAGGAAUUGUCCAUGGAAGAAUCUAGGCGUCCAGGGAGUAUCGAUCACAUGCGGCUUCAAUCUCAUCUCUUCGUUUCUGGAUUCUAUUGCUGGGGCUGGGAAUUCCUAACCGCUCUUUUGCUCUUUAGUUCUUCUUCCUCUUCCUCCAACUUCUCCUCCUUCUAGAUUUCUCAUCCUUUCAAAUUUUCAAUUCUCUCUCAAACAACUGAUUCAUCAUACACACACAAGAUCUCACAAUUUCAAACGAUUAUUAAGCAGCUUCUACAGAUCAUCAUCAUCAAUAUUGAUAAACCGAUUGUGAACUAAAUCGGAAACCGCUACCUGAUCCGGUCCGGCGAAUAUAAAAUGGUACAGAGAUCGGCGCCAGCGCCGUUCCUGACGAAGACGUACCAAUUGGUGGACGACGGAAGUACGGACGAAAUCGUUUCGUGGAAUGAAAUCGGAACGACUUUCAUAAUCUGGAGUACUGCAGAUUUCGCCAAGGAUCUGCUACCGAAUUACUUCAAGCAUUGCAAUUACUCCAGCUUCGUUCGACAACUCAACACUUACGGAUUCCGUAAGAUUACGGCAGACAAGUGGGAAUUCUCCAACGAAAAUUUCAAGAGAGGACAAAAAGAACUGUUGAUCAAGAUUCGGCGCCGGAAAGCCCUCCACCACAAGUCCUCCCAGGUCCCUCUUCCUGCUGCUGCUGCCCCAAUAUUAUCGACGAUAACCCCUUCAAACUCGGGCGAUGACUCAACAUUCUCGUGUUCCCCGGAUUCCAAGAACCCGGGGAGCAGCACGGUGGAAGCAAUUGCAGCAAUAACUCAUGAAUAUUCUCACGAUGAAUUGGCAGAAGAAAACGAGAAGCUGAGGAAAGACAACGAGAUGCUGAGCACGGAGCUAACAGAGGCAAAGAAACAGUGUCACAAGCUGGUGUCGUACUUGACUAAGCAAGUUAAGGUUGGGGCCGAUCAGAUCAAUGAGAUCAUGCAACCUGGGUCCAACAAUAACGGACCAGAUCAUUCCGUGGACAAUAUCUAUCCGAAGAAGAAGAUUAAUAGUAAUAAUAAUAAUGAUGGAUCAGCAUCAUCUGGAGGAGAAGGAGGAAGAGAAGAUUGUCUGAAACUGUUCGGGGUGUGGCUGAAAAAGAGGGGUCGGGAUGAAAAUUCGGAUUUUGUUGGGCACCGAAAGGAGAUGAAGAAAAGUAGUAUUGAAUUUGAUGAGGCGCCGUGGAUGAAGAUUACAAGCAAGGUAUGUAUUUGAUUGACUAUAUACAUACGUACGUACGUAGCUAUCUAGCUACAUGCAUGGUAAUACAAAAUACUUACGUGCAUCACUCUGUUUAAUUAAGCAAAUUAAAAUAUGUUAUUAUUUGUGUCUCUUAACAUUAAUAUUCUGCAAUACUGCUAGUGUGUUUAUUACUGGUUUUAUUUUUCAGUGAGGAUUUCAGGUUAAUUUGUGUGUAUUUGUAUUAUUAUUAUUAAGUUGUCAUUUCAUACUGGUGUAAUCAUUUGGAAUUUAUUUUGCUUGUUUUAUGAUUAAUUAUUCAGUAAUUUUAUUUAUUUUAUUUAAAGAUAUGUU
Impatiens glandulifera is the source of this 1710-nucleotide messenger RNA. RefSeq names its product heat shock factor protein HSF24-like. Gene Ontology annotation, biological process: regulation of transcription by RNA polymerase II. Gene Ontology annotation, cellular component: nucleus. The transcript is spliced from 2 exons. Gene Ontology annotation, molecular function: RNA polymerase II cis-regulatory region sequence-specific DNA binding; DNA-binding transcription factor activity. The record is from RefSeq and is a predicted model, not a curated record. Bases 493 to 1392 code for a protein of 299 amino acids. NCBI's taxonomy places the organism in Eukaryota, Viridiplantae, Streptophyta, Magnoliopsida, Ericales, Balsaminaceae.